This is a messenger RNA of Glycine soja, 3527 nucleotides long. Its product is annotated as dehydration-responsive element-binding protein 2F-like. Bases 2395 to 3249 code for a protein of 284 amino acids. Gene Ontology annotation, biological process: response to stress; positive regulation of DNA-templated transcription. The record is from RefSeq and is a predicted model, not a curated record. NCBI's taxonomy places the organism in Eukaryota, Viridiplantae, Streptophyta, Magnoliopsida, Fabales, Fabaceae. Gene Ontology annotation, cellular component: nucleus. Gene Ontology annotation, molecular function: transcription cis-regulatory region binding; DNA-binding transcription factor activity. The transcript has a single exon.
AAGAAAAAAUUAAAAAUUUAAUCAAAAUUAAAGUUUUUUUUUUUUUUUGAAAAUUGAAAAACCAAUGUGUUUAUUUUAAAUUAAGAUAACUAAAAUUGCAGGAUGAGUAAAAUGGAUGGACCAAAAAUUGAUUUUAACCUAUUCAAAAAGGCUGUAUGCAAGAUUAUCUCAUUCGUCUUGGGCUUUGUUGAAAUAAACUUUUUCAUAAACAUUUAUAAAAAGAAAUAAGAAUGAUGGCUUAAAAUAUGGCAUGUACGUUUUGAAUAAUUUGCAGUCUUUUAUCCUUUCUUUUAGGAGGAGGCAAAAUACCCUCAAACUUAUUUGAUUUGUAUCCUCAGUUCAUUUUAGCUUAAGGUUUAUUAUUAGAUUGCAAAAAGUAGCAUCCUAUUAUGGUUUUACCUUUGCAAAAUCGUUACAAGUCGUUAUGUUGGGAAAUAAAAAUGUCCCUGAAGUAACGUCCAACAUAAUAUUCAAAUGAUUAGUACAAUAUGUAGGUGUGGUUGCUUUUGUAAGAUUUGUUUAUCAAGUAUUCCUUAAUUAUGAUAUUUCUGUCACCAAUGUAAGCUUAUAAUCUGAUAUUUUCUCCACUCCUUUAAUUGCCAGCUGGUCUCUUUGCCAUAUAAGGAUAACCAUGUCAUAAUCAUUAAUGUUGUCUUCCAAGCAUAUAAGCAUUAUCAUUUAUCACUCACAUGAAUAUUUCUAGUUAACCGGCAUGGUCAUCAAUCAUCCCAAUGUAACCAUGUUAAUGUUAUCAUUCGGUAUAUGAUAUGGACAUUAUUCUGGGGCAUGAGUGGUAAUUCACGAUGGCAUGCACAUAGAGAUUAGAGAGCAAGCAUGGGAUAAAGGUGACCUAAGUCUCGAGAAUCAGGCCGUGUAUGGCAGGACAACAUGUGAAAUAUAGUUCGUGAAUUGCAUAUUGUUGAGGUGGAUCUUAUUUAUAACACUUCUCCUCCUCAAGGACAAAUUCAACUCUGUUGUAUAUAGAAUCCAAAGAUGGGUGUCAGAGUUCAUUCAAGACAAUCACUGUAUCACUUGGAAAAAAGUCUUUGCAAAAUAUUCUAGUCUCCACCUCAAAUAACAUUAAACAUUUUUUUCUCUUAUUUUUUUAUGGACAAAUAUCAAUUAUUAAUUUUUAUUAGUAAGAAAAAAUAAAUUUAUAACAUUUUUUUUCUUUUCUUCAACACCCCGUCAACCUUAUGUCUCAUUCUCUCCCGUUUCUUUGUAUAAUUGGAAUCACUGUCUUUAAUCUAUAUUUAUAUACAAACAUAGAAUAAGGUUAUUGUGGUGCCAAAUAGGAGGUUUGUUGUGUAACAAUCGUGCCAACUUGGGUAGGCACGGAUGUACCAAACCCUUGGAAGCAAUAGGAUUGCAUUUUAUCAUUCAAGGACAUUGCAUUGUCAACGUCGAGGAGUACUGCUAUAACUCCUAAUCCUCUUAAACUUGAUCCCACAACCAAUCAAUUCAGAAUCAUUGGCCCAUUAAGCUUCAAAGAUUUUCACAAAUCAUUAUCCUCAUAUAUAGUAAAAAGUAGAUAUUUAUAUUUAUGUAUAUUUAUUUCUCUGUCUUAAUUAAGUAAUAAGUAGUACUCAAUGGAUCAUCCAUGCUCCACCUAGCUCCAGAUAAAGUUUGACCCGUGAGCGGUAAAACAAAAAUAAAAAAGGAAAUGUGAAAUAAAAUGGCCCCAAUCAAUGAAAGACAACGUUUAAGAGCUUAUCAAGUAUGGCAUUAAAUUUAUCUUGCAUGGGCUAUCAAGUAUCAUCAGAAGGGCAUUGCAUUAACUCAAAGUAGAGGUUUAGUGGACCAUCAAAUAAAUUUAUCUUGCAUGGGUUAUCAAGAUGAUCAUCACCCUCCACUGAAUCCUUUUCGGUUUCUAAAAGAACAAAAUGCAUGUUCUCUUAACAUUCCCCUUUCAGUCAACAAAAAUUAUACUGUAAUUACUACCACGUGUUAAGACCAUGCAUGCAUAUACACAUCAACCGGUGCCCGAAUUACCAAGGCCGUAACCCCGAAGGAAAUAUAAGAUUAGUUGAGUAAUUAAAAAAGAAAAAAAAAUUAGGAAAGUUUGUGAGUUUGAUUUUCUCUAUUAACAAAAAUUAAUAAACUAACCAUUAACAUGAUAAAAAAAAUCAAUAAGAAAUUAAAAAGAAAAAUAAGGAUUUGAAACAGUGAGUGAGUAGCACACACAAUGAAUAACGGUCACAUGCGUUAUGCUACUUCUCCAAACGUGAAAACAUUUAUACCAACCUACACUCCUUGCUCCUACAUAUCCCGCGCCUUACAUGCAGUUCCAAGUAUCACCAAACCAAGUAGUGAUACUCAUAUUCAGUACUCAAUACUCACAGCACCACUUUCAAGUGUUCAAAGUUGAAGUAUCCCAAUAUCAACUAACCAUAUAUGGAUACUUGCAAGAAGUUCCCCUUGAAGCCAUGGAAGAAAGGGCCAACAAGGGGGAAAGGCGGCCCCCAGAACGCCUCGUGUGAGUACCGAGGCGUUCGGCAGAGAACUUGGGGCAAAUGGGUUGCUGAGAUAAGAGAGCCAAAGAAGAGAACUAGGCUCUGGCUUGGUUCUUUUGCCACAGCUGAAGAAGCUGCCAUGGCUUAUGAUGAGGCUGCAAGGAGACUCUAUGGUCCAGAUGCAUACCUUAAUCUCCCCCACCUUCAACCAAGGUCCACUUCAACUACUAUCACAUCAUCAGGGAAGUUCAAAUGGUUCCCUUCCAAGAACUUCAUUUCAAUGUUCCCUUCCUGUGGAUUACUCAAUGUAAAUGCUCAACCUAGUGUUCAUUUAAUCCACCAGAGGCUACAGGAGCUUAAGAGAAAUUCAGUUGUCAGUCAAUCGCCGCCUAAUUCAUCCAAUGAACCAAAGGAAGAAACUCAGACUGUAGGCAGCAAAAAAGAUGGAGAAAAUCCACCAAAAGAUGAUCAAAUGUUGUCAGAGGAGGUUCUUGGAGAUCUUCAGGAGAAACCCCAGAUAGACCUCCAUGAGUUUCUUCAACAGAUGGGAAUCCUUAAAGAAGAAAGAGAGUCAGAGAGAACUGAUAGCUCAGGAAGUUCAUCAACAAUGCCUGAAGCUCUGUUGAGAGAUGACAAUGAUCAUCAUUUGGGAGUGUUUUCUGACAAUAGUGUUAACUGGGAGGCAUUGAUUGAUAUGCAUGGAAUUGCAGGUAUUCAGGAAUCAGAAGUCACUCAGCUUGAAGCAUAUGACCCAAAUGAUGAUCUUACUUUCUCAACUUCCAUUUGGAACUUUUAAGAAACUUGUUUUUUUUAACAAAAAGAGAAUCAGGUUAGAUAUGGAUACUUAGCAUAUAAAGCCUAAGGAGAGAUCACAAGGUUUUGGUUAUCCAACUACUCUCUAGUCCUGUUUAUGUCUGCAGAAUUUCAAUCUGUUGGCAGCAGUGUAAGAGAAGGAAAGUAGCUAGAAUAGAAGACUACUAGUGAGAAAGUAGCUUAUUUCAGUAGUUGUGACAGGAAAAUGGAGAAAAUAAUAUCAGUCUGCAAGUAUUGUUGUAACUUGACUUACUAUUAGCA